AUGCCUCGCCAUUAUAGUAAUCAUCGUCUUACUCGCGGCCAAGUUAAUGGAUCUUCUGAUCCUUUGUAUGAAGCUCUACUGAAUGUCCAGGAUGAAAAUAGACGACAUGUCCGUCGUAUUCGUCAACUCGAAAACCGUGUUCGAGACUUAGAGCGGGAAUUAGAAAGUAUGAGAGAAGACCGUGAUUCUUGGAUGGAGAGAGUAACUUCUAAUGUUGCUGACAAUUACUUUAAUGAAAGUCGGUAUGAUCGUAUUCGGCGGGAGAGAGAUUCAUUACGAGCUCGACUUCAAAAUUUAAAGCAAACUUCUUUUAUAAAAGAAAUUCAAGCUGAACAAGGAAGUUAUUGUGUUUUAUUACAUAACUUUAAGAAAGAUAAUGAACUUCCUUAUUUAAUGCCAUCAAUAUUAAAGAAAAAAACUUUUACAAAAUUAACAAUCAUCAGCAAAACCAUUACUAUGACCAUUACAUAA
This is a messenger RNA of Cetraspora pellucida, 471 nucleotides long. NCBI's taxonomy places the organism in Eukaryota, Fungi, Glomeromycota, Glomeromycetes, Diversisporales, Gigasporaceae. The record is from the annotation of a GenBank genome assembly.